CGUCACCUGGACCCAACUACGUCAGCACUGUGCGCCGCAUGCGCGCUUUUCUUUUAUUUUUAUUGAAGAAGUGGUAAAUACCGCUGUUUCAGGAUCAAAGACAACAUUUUGGCCACCACAGGAUGCCUCUGCCUGCAGCACUGCUGGCCCGCUUGGCCAAGAGAGGGAUUGUUAAACCAUCAGAUCAAGACGCAGAUGAAGAGGUUAUUGCUGAAGAUUACGAUGACAACAAUGUAGAUUAUGAAGCCACCAGAGUAGAAAAUCUACCUCCAAACUGGUACAAAGUGUUCGAUCCCACCUGCGGUCUUCCUUAUUACUGGAAUAUAGAGACAGAUCUGGUUGCCUGGCUUUCCCCAAACGACCCCUCUGCAGUGAUUACCAAAGCUGCCAAGAAAAUAAAAGCUGAUGGAGGUGAUGAAAGAAUCGAGAGGCAGUUUGAGAAGCCGGACAGAGAGAGAGAACGGGAGCGGGAACGUGAGAGAGAACGAGAGCGAAUCCGAGAACGGGAAAGAGAACGAGACAGAGAACGAGACCGAGAGAGGGAUGAGGGGAGAGAGAGAGAGCGGAGAAAGCAGAGGAGAGAAGACAUGGGACCAUAUGGCAAGAGCAAAAGAGGAAAAAAGGAUGAUGAGAUGGACCCCAUGGAUCCAAGUGCUUAUUCUGAUGCUCCACGGGGCUCGUGGUCGAGUGGCCUGCCUAAACGUAAUGAAGCAAAGACGGGUGCGGACACCACGGCGGCGGGGCCUCUGUUCCAGCAGCGGCCGUAUCCCAGUCCAGGAGCCGUGCUCCGGGCCAACGCAGCCAACCAGCCGCCCAAGGAGUGAAAACAC
This is a messenger RNA of Cololabis saira (Pacific saury), 830 nucleotides long. It is a transcript of the gene pqbp1, whose product is annotated as polyglutamine binding protein 1. The transcript is spliced from 7 exons. NCBI's taxonomy places the organism in Eukaryota, Metazoa, Chordata, Actinopteri, Beloniformes, Belonidae. Gene Ontology annotation, molecular function: ribonucleoprotein complex binding; protein binding. Gene Ontology annotation, biological process: alternative mRNA splicing, via spliceosome. Gene Ontology annotation, cellular component: nuclear body; cytoplasm. Bases 123 to 824 code for a protein of 233 amino acids. The record is from RefSeq and is a predicted model, not a curated record.